Molecule: messenger RNA, 318 nt
Organism: Clavispora lusitaniae ATCC 42720
Lineage: Eukaryota; Fungi; Ascomycota; Pichiomycetes; Serinales; Metschnikowiaceae
Source: RefSeq, a predicted model, not a curated record
AUGGCCAACGAGAGAACUUUCCUUGCAUGGCUCCGAACGUCGUUGUCGUUGGUUACUAUAGGCAUUGGCGUCGCGCAGCUUUUGAAAAUCCAAAAACCAGACAGUUUGGGCCGUCUCCAGGCGUCCUGGGCCAAACCUUUGGGUGCGAGCAUCAUCUGCAUUGGAAUUCUCACAUUGUUCAUGGGUUUUCUGCGCUACUUCCGCGUCCAGCAAAUGCUUCUCCAGACCCGCUAUCCUGUUUCUCGAUACUCCGUCUCCAUUCUAAUCACGGCCGUCAGUGCUCUUAUAAUUCUGGUCUUGUUGGUGCUAUACGUUUAG